Drosophila guanche is the source of this 1485-nucleotide messenger RNA. It is a transcript of the gene Gasp, whose product is annotated as protein obstructor-E. The transcript is spliced from 5 exons. Gene Ontology annotation, molecular function: chitin binding. Bases 126 to 833 code for a protein of 235 amino acids. Gene Ontology annotation, cellular component: extracellular region. The record is from RefSeq and is a predicted model, not a curated record. Lineage: Eukaryota; Metazoa; Arthropoda; Insecta; Diptera; Drosophilidae.
AAGUCGUUCGGUCCCGCUGUCACAUUUAUAUUUGUUCAUUCAAGUGCGGUUACGUUUCGUCGCCAGCAGCAGCAGCAGCAACAACAAGCUUAUCAGAGAGCAAAAACCAUCAAAUCGAUCGCAAAAUGAAGAAGUUUUUCGUUGUGUUUGUUGCAUUAUUCGGAGCCGCUGCGGCCCAACAGAGCUUUAAGUGUCCCGAUGACUUUGGCUUCUAUCCACACGACACUUCGUGCGACAAAUACUGGAAGUGUGACAAUGGCGUCUCCGAGCUGAAGACCUGCGGCAAUGGCCUGGCCUUCGAUGCCUCCGACUCGAAAUACCUCACCGAGAACUGCGAUUAUCUGCACAAUGUGGAGUGCGGCGAGCGCACAGAGCUGGAACCCCCAAUCACCACUCCCCACUGCUCGCGCCUGUAUGGCAUCUUCCCCGAUGAGAACAAGUGUGAUGUGUUCUGGAACUGCUGGAACGGCGAACCCUCCAGAUAUCAGUGCUCCCCCGGCCUGGCCUACGAUCGCGAUGCACGCGUCUGCAUGUGGGCCGAUCAGGUGCCCGAGUGCAAGAACGAAGAGGUUGCCAAUGGCUUUGCCUGCCCCGCUGCCGGUGAGAUUGCGAAUGCUGGCUCCUUCUCGCGUCACGCACAUCCCGAGGACUGCCGCAAGUACUACAUCUGCCUGGAGGGUGUGGCACGCGAAUAUGGCUGCCCCAUUGGCACUGUGUUCAAGAUUGGCGACAGCGAUGGCACUGGCAACUGCGAGGAUCCCGAGGAUGUUCCCGGCUGCGAGGAUUACUACGGCGAUGUAGACUUGAAGGCACUGAAAAAAUUGGGCUUUUAAAAAUACACACAGCACCCACACACACGCACACACGCACACACACACAAGUCACAGCAAAGGUUUGAGGCCUGAAAGUCAAUGCCAGGCAGAGCAAAGGAGCAGCAGCCAGCCAGCCAGCCAGCCAGCCCGUAGCAAAAGGAUGGAUCAGAAGGAAAAACCACAACAACAGUGGGCUUAAAAUGCUUGCCACACACACACAGAGGAGAGCUGCCACAAGCGUUAAAGUAUGCACACAGAAUAUACACAAGAAUCGUACACACAGUUUGACUUUAAAGACUGAGCACAAAAAAAAACACACAGAGACACACACUCCAAAUGAAGAAAUAGUCGAGGCCAGCCAAAAGGCCACAAAGUAAUAACGCUUGACCCCGCCACAUAGUCAAUUAUAUUUUGGUUCUGGUUUCAAAUCUAAGAGUGGAAGCCCCAUGGUCAGGAUGCUCCUUUGAUGAGGCAGCCAACGAAGUUCCGCGAAUUCCACAACUUACCACAAGAAGUCAAAUUUAACUUAUUUAACUAAAAUACUCAGAAACCGCAGCACAUGCAUACCGCGCUCACGCUAUAAUAACUUCAAUUGUAUUGUACAUAUACUCUAGAGAUUCAGUUUUAAGCUUUAAGUUUUUGCAAACAUACAUUUUGCAUGGAAAAACUUUAA